AAGAGGGAACCCAGAUUUCUUCACAAACCUCAGUGCCGUGCAUUACGUUGAGAAAACAUGUGAGUUUAGUAACUGUUUUUAAAGAAAUAAAGUCACAUACAUUUACAAUGACCAACUUUUUCUGUUUAAAUUUAUUGUAUUUUUGGUAUGAAAAGUGUCCAACAGGAUCUUUGUGACUUUGCAACAUAACUGGACUCAGAUAUUCAGCGGUGAGAUGAUUACCUUAAGGUGUGAAAUCCAAGGAGGGGAAAACACCGGGUGGCAGUAUGAAUGGAGAACAACAAGCUCAAGAACCCCUCCAACACAGCGAGAAUACAACAUUAGCAGUGCUUCUUUUUCCUACAGUGGGAACUGUUGGUGUAAGGGCAGAAGAGGCUUGUACUUCUCGACAGCUUGGAGUGAUGCUUUCACACUAAGAGUCUCUUCAAAUAAACCCAGUGCGACAAUUGCAGCUGAUAGAAGAACCAUACCAGCUGGAGGCAACGUAACACUGACCUGCUCUGUGGCGAGCUACACUGGGUUGAAAUACUUCUGGUUCAGGCGUACCUCGUUCUCUUCUGAAAUUCAGAUGAUUAGAGACGAAGAACCAGAUCGAGUAAUCAGUGUCUCACAGGGAGGCGUCUACUACUGCAAGGGAGGGAGAGGAAACCCAGCUGUCUUUACAGAUGACAGUGAUCCAAUCACGAUUAAAAAAACAAUUUCCAGUAAGACAGUUGUGUCCCUGGAACCCAACUGGCCUGUGAUAUUCAGUGGCGAGAUGAUCACUGUUAGGUGUGCGAUUUAUGGCGAUGGAAGCAUUGAGUGGGAGUAUGAAUGGAGCAAACCCGACUCAAACGCAGUUCUGACAAACAAUGAAUGCAGAAUUAUUAACGCCUCUGUGCUCAGCAGUGGGAUCUACAGCUGUAUGGGUAAAAACAAACGGGACUUGUACUCGGUAACAGAGUGGAGCGAUGCCAUCACACUGAUAGUUUCUGGACACAGACCAAAGGCCAGCAUCAGUGCUGACAACAGAGUCUUUCUAGAAGGAGACAGAGUGGUCCUGACCUGCUCUGUGAAACCAUCAUCUUCUGGUUGGAGUUACUAUUGGUACAAAGGCAAGAAAACCUCAGAACCACUGACGACGGCAGAGGCUGUUUUCCACUCUGUCGGACAAAUCAGUGUAUCACAGGAAGGAGACUACCGGUGUAGAGGAGGGAGAGGAAACCCUGUUUACUUCACAGAGUACAGUGAUCUGAUCAGUAUUAAAAAAAUUGUCACAAACAGGCCGGUUGUGACUCUGCAUCCAAACUGGCCUGAGAUAUACAGAGGAGAGACUUUUACUUUGAAAUGUGAGCUCCCAGGAAGAGAUACUGAGUGGGAUUAUGAAUGGGAAACAACCAGUUUAUAUAAACCUCCAAAGCAAAAUAAAUUCAGGAUUUCCACUGCUUCUCCACUUGUAUCACACAGUGGCCACUACUGGUGUAAGGGAAGAGUGAAAAGUGCACAACAGAAUUCAACAAUGUGGAGUGGAUCCUUCGAACUAAAACUACACGGUCAAACACAGCCUGUCCUCACUGUGUCUCCAUCAUGGCUGAGUCCUGGAGCCUCAGUAACUCUGAACUGUGAGGUUAAACAUCCGUCUGCAGGAUGGAGCUUCUACUGGUAUAAAGCUGUGUCCCAGAUCUCAAACAUGUAUUACUCUUCCUACAUGCGAUUCACCAGGAUUCACUAUGAUAGAUGGCGUCACCUCUACAGAUAUGAAUUAUUACCUGGAAGCAUCAGUGGGACUGCACAGGACUCCUACAUCAUUGAUGGACAGACACACACAGCAGGAUAUGUGUGUAGAGCUGGAAGAGGAGACCCAGAGUAUCACACUGAUCACAGUGAACCAAAGUUUGUCUGGUCUGCAGAUUUUCAUUCAGCAGCCUCCCUCACAGUCAGUCCCAACAGAGUGCAGCACUUAAUUUAUGAAUCUGUGUCACUGACCUGUUCUGUAAACUCUUCUUCGUGGAGAGUGAUGAGAUUUGAUGAACAUGGCUAUCUGAGCCAACUCCCAGACUGUCCCAACUGGAGGACAAUGACAAGAUCCACAUGCAACAUAGAAAGGCACAGGCAUCGGGCUGCAGUGUAUUGGUGUGAGACUGAAUCUGGAGAGUUCAGCAAUGGAGUCAACAUCACUCUACAUGGUACGAAUGCUAUCCUGGUGAGCCCUGUCCAUCCAGUGAGUGAGGGGGACUCUGUCGCUCUUGGCUGCAAAUUGAGGGCAGGAAACUUGAAUUCCACUGUUGCCUUCUACAAAAAUAUGAAACUAAUUCAGAAGGACGACAGACAAAAUCUAAACAUCUCUGCAGUGUCAAAGUCUGAUGAAGGCUUCUACAAGUGUGAAUAUUCAGGGCACCAGUCGCAAGAAAGCUGGAUGUCAGUAAAAGCAUCCAGGUCCUCACUUUCUCUCUCUCUGAUCACUGGGCUGGUUUGUGGCAUCUCACUGAUUCUCCUCCUGCCCCUGCUGCUCGUCUGUUGGUACAGAAAAUCAAAGGGUACACUUUGUAUCAGACUAGCCGAGUCUCAGGAACCCGGUCAGAUCACUGCCACAGUUCAAUCUGUCAGCCAGGACGAAAAUCAGCAGCACAUAUACUCCUCUCUUCUUCACGGUGAUGCUAAUAUCUAUGAGUCAUGCAGACGCUCUGAAAAUGCCGGUGAACAGACAGAUGACCACGGAAAUAUUACAUCUCAAAUCCAGCUCAGAAGCAUUGGACAGAGGAGAAAGUGUGAUGAUCCAGAGGAAAACUCUGACUACCAUAAUGUAAAUCCAAACUCGCCUACAGUUCCCUAAAACAUGCAGGUGCAGCAUCAAUAAAACAAGCGAAGCCUGGACAGCAACAUGAAAAAAACAAACAAAAAAACAUGAAUUCUCAAACAUUUUAACUUUAGCAUCAUUACAACUGCUGUAUGAUAAAGCUGAUGAGCCAUACCAUGAAAAUAUGUGAAAGAGUUUUUAAAGAUAGAUUAAAAAAAACAGGUGAUGAUCACUGAGCAGCAGUAUUAAUUCAUAUUAAGAGAGCUGUAUAGAGAAGGUCAGUGGGUCAGCAUUGUUUGUUUGUGGACCUAGAUAAAGCUUAUGAUAGGGUGCAAAGAGAGGAACUGUAGUACUGCAUGAGAACAUUAGGAGUAGCAGAGAAGUAUAUGAGGGUGGUGCAGGACAUGUAUGAGGACAGUGGUGAGGUGUGCAAUAGGAGUGACAGAUGGGCUUAAAAUUGGGGUGGGAUUACAUCAGGGAUCAGCUCUGAGCCCCUUCCUGUUUGCUGUGGUGACGGACAGAUGAGGUACAUGCGUGUGAAUGAGAGAGAGACAGGUUGAAAGGUGAGUGUGCAAGUAGUUGAGUUUAAAUACCUUGGGUCAACCAUCCAAAGUAACGGACAUCGCAGAAUAGAGCUUAAGAAGAGUGCAG
Molecule: messenger RNA, 3427 nt
Organism: Archocentrus centrarchus (flier cichlid)
Lineage: Eukaryota; Metazoa; Chordata; Actinopteri; Cichliformes; Cichlidae
Exons: 15
Coding region: 215-2812 (865 amino acids)
Biological process (GO): cell surface receptor signaling pathway; immune response
Cellular component (GO): external side of plasma membrane
Molecular function (GO): transmembrane signaling receptor activity
Source: RefSeq, a predicted model, not a curated record